GCGAGUCUAACAUAGAGAGGAAGAGAGGGGGAAAGAGGGAGAGAGAGAGAGAGAGAGAGAGAGAGAGAGAGAGAGAGAGAGAGAGAGAGAGAGAGAGAGGCGCUCUUGUGAUCAGCCCAUAUGACUUGGGAGGCUGCAGCCCCUGUUCAGCGACAUCUCGGAGCCUGCCGAAGGAACUGAGAAGACGGGGGAAAGAGAUAGAAGAGAGCGGGGAGAGAGGGAGACAGUGCCUGAGCGGAUGUGUGUGUGUCUGAGGGGAGUGUGUUUAUGUGUGCAAGCGUGCCGGGACAGCUUGCGCCAGAGCUCUGUGUAGGAGACCGGUGAGGGGGAGAGAACACAAGAUCCAGCAGAAGCGAAGAGGAGGAAAAAGAAAGACAGAGCAAGGGAAAAAGAAGGGGAAGAAAAGAAAGAGAGAGAGAUUGAGCAAGAGAGAAAGACUGAAGAGAGAAAGAGCCAUGCUGAAGUUCAGUACCACCCACAUCUCAAGUCACAAUGAGCGGAAGGUGACCUGCAAGCAUCCUGUCUCUGGAACCCCUUCCCAAGACAACUGCAUCUUUGUCGUCAACGAACACGUGAAUUGUGGAAAGCUUGUCCACCCUGUAGUAAACAGACCAGCACAGAAAGCGCCGUCCACGAGCGAACAGGAAAAGAAGGAGCGACCGACGAGCACCAUGAGCGAGGCGUCGAACUACACGGGCGGCUCGGACUACACCACCUACCCCGGCAGCCCCGUGGGCCGGGGGGGCGAGACUGUGCAGGACUUACAACGGCAAUCAAGGCCUCUUUCCAAAAAAAUCCAUAAUUUUGGAAAGAGGUCAAACUCUAUUCGAAGGAAUCCCAAUGCCCCGGUAAUCAAGAGCAGUUGGCUGUACAAACAGGACAGCACAGGGAUGAAAAUGUGGAAGAAGAGAUGGUUCGUUCUCUGUGACAUGUGUCUGUUCUACUACAAAGAUGAGAAAGAGGAAGUCAUCCUGGGAAGCAUCCUGCUGCCGAGCUUUCACAUAUCCCUGCUGUCGGUGGACGAUCACAUAAGCAGGAAAUACGCUUUUAAGGCGACACACCCCAACAUGCGGACGUACUACUUUAGCACAGACAACGCCAAAGACAUGGAGUCCUGGAUGAAGGUCAUGACAGAUGCCGCACUAGUUCGCUCCGAGCCCGCCAACAGGCUGGAUAAGUCGAAGGCCGAUUACUGCAGCGCCCAGGAGAUGAACAACAUCCUGAACCAUCGGGUCCUGAACCAACCCGAGAUCCAGAACAAUGAACGAAACCGUACAUCAGAACCGUCUCGUGGAGCAGAGAAGAAGCCAAAGGUUCUGCCGAAGCCCGGCAAGCAGAAAGAGCACAGCCACCGAUGCACGCUGCAGAGGGAAGGAGACAGGUACACACUGCAGAAAGACGGGGAGAGGUACACAUUACAGAAAGACGGCGACCGCUAUUCUCUCCAGAAGGAUGGGGAGCGCUACUGCCUGCAGAAGGACGGCGAGAGGUACACGCUCCAGAAGGACCCCACUGACAGACAUGCAGCACUACAUAAAGAGGCGGAGAGGGGCUACACCCUCCCCCUCCCGAAAGACGCCAAGAAGUACGCACUCCAAAAAGAAGCCGACUACGCCACCCACAAGGAAAUCGAGAAGUACGUCCUCCAGAAAGACGGAGAGAGACACACCCUCAAGAAGGACAGCAGAUACUCGUCACAGAAGGAAGAGCCGGUGUACGCUCUACAGAAGGAUGGACAGUUAUACGCCUUGCAGAAGGACGGUGAAAGGUUAACCUUGCAGAAGGAUGGGGACAGGUACACGCUCCUCAAGGACGCACACACAGACAGACACACGCUCCACAAGAUGGACAUGGAGCGGUAUGCCCUGUCCAAGGACACUGAGACAUACGUCUCGCAGAAGGACAUUGAGAGGUAUCCUCUCCAGACAGACGCAGAGAAGACAGCGGCCCAGCAACAACAACGGGACACUGUCGACCGAGCCGGCGGCGCUAAACACAGUGUGCUUGACAACUACGCCUACCAUCAUGAGGUGGUAUCCAACACGGAGGAGCCCACUGCCCCAACCACCAGCACCGGUGGUCGGCCAGUGACCAAAAUCAACAGUAUCAAGCUACAGCCUGCCCAGGCGGCGGCCAUCGCCGCUGCAGUUUCUUCAUCAAGGCAGCUCCAACUACAGAUCCAGCAGCAACACCAGCAGCAGACCCAGCAGCAACAGCAACAGCAACAGCAGCACAAGCCCAACCAACUCAACGGGUCUGGGGACCGCAGCCCGCUGGGGGAUGUGGGGGUGGUGCAGCCUGUCAGAGCUCCAGGACACUCCCAGGGCCAGGGACAGGACCAGCAGUUUCAGGCCCAGCAGUUUCAGGUCCAGCAGCAGCAGCAGGCAUUGGGCCACGAACCGGAGAAGAACCUGUCAAGAACCAACUCCAUGCAGCAGCUGGAGCAGUGGGUGAGGACCCACCCCCGGGGGAGGCCCACGGAGGACGACGCCAGGAGCAUCACCUCCUACCAGACGUUACCCAGGAACAUGCCCAGCCAUCGGGCACAGAUACAGCCUCGCUACCCCGAAGGCUACCGAACGCUGCCCCGCAACUGCGGCACUUCUCGCCCAGGCAGCGUGUGUGGCUACGCCGCGCCAGCCUAUGAGCAUGGAGGAGGUGGUGGAGGAGGAGGAGGGAGUGGUAGUGGAGGAGGAACUAGCAGUGGUGGGGGAGGAGGCCAUCAUAACACCCUCACUACGGCGACCGCUCAGGAGAAGAGGCGCUCCAUGAGGGACGACACCAUGUGGCAGCUGUACGAGUGGCAGCAGCGGCAGCAAGGUCUGUGUCUGCGUCCACCACAGGUGAUGAGCCAGCGGCAGGCCUACGCCACCCUCCCUAGCCCUCGCAUCAUGGCCGACAUUGCCGAACACGCCGCCGCGGCAGCAGUGGCGGCAGCCGCAGCGGCUGGGGUGGGCACGACCCCUGGCGCUCGGGGCAGCAUCGCCCAGUCCAUCCCUCCCUCUCCCAUGCACAGUGUCGGCGGAGGUAUCUACCAUACCUACUCUCCGCGGCGGUCGGCACGUAACCACGCGGCACAUUCUGAGUUGUCGUCGCCCAUCUACCGCGGGGACCUGACUAUCGACCGGCGGCACAGCCUCAGGACACACUCCUCUAACAAGUAUGGCUAUGGCUCAAUGGACCGGAGGUCUGUGGCCAUGGGUCCUCCUGUCCAGAGCAUCACCCCACAGUCCCUACAAGGCAAGACGCCAGAGGAGCUGACCCUGCUGCUGAUCAAGCUUCGGCGGCAGCAGGCUGAGCUCACCAGCCUCCGGGAGCACGCGCUCACUCAGCUUAUGCAACUAAACCUCGACGCUGACAACCCAAAGAGCGAUAUCCUCUCCCAUCACCUGCAGAGGAAUCUCAUGUAUUUGGACAGCCAGUUGGGCACUGAGGACUACAGGGAUGGCUCUUACACGUAUCGUCCUGAAGACCUGGAUGUAGAUGCCAAGCUCAGCAGACUGUGUGAACAAGACAAGGUGGUGCGUACCCAGGAGGAUAAGCUGCAGCAGCUCCACAGAGAAAAGCACACACUGGAGACGGCGCUGCUGUCUGCGAGUCAGGAGAUCGAGCUGAGCGGCGAGAACCCGGCGGCGCUGCAGAGCCUCAUCCAGCAGAGAGACGUGCUGCAGAGCGGCCUGCUCAGCACCUGCAGAGAACUCACACGCGUCACCGCGGAGCUGGAGCGGGCGUGGAGAGAGUAUGACCGAAUGGAGGCCGAUGUGAACACAGCCAAGGCCAACCUGCUGGAGAGACUGGAGGCCCUGGGCAGUCCACAGCAGACGGAGCCCCCCAGCCAACAGCACGUAAAGAUCCAGAAGGAGCUUUGGAGGAUCCAAGAUGUUAUCGAGGCCCUGAGCAAGAAUAAACCCAAAAGAAGUGUUGACACCAGCUUCCAAGGCACAAAACCUGUCACAAAUGUCCACAAACCUGAGGGUCCAGACUACCGGUUGUGUAAGAGUGAGCCGGAGCUCACCACAGUAGCCGAGGUGGACGAAUCCAACGGGGAGGACAAGACGGCCGAGCAGUUGUCCGAAGGCAGAGAGAAGGAACCCAGCAGCACGAAAGUGCACCAUCCAGUGGGCAUUGUGCAGCCCAGAGCAAAGUCGCCCGUUUCCGAUUCGACCAGCAUCGCGUCCUAUGUCACUCUGAGGAAGAGCAAAAAGCCAGAUUCCAGAACAGAGCGUCCACGCAGUGCAGUGGAGCAACUAGAAGGUGAGGUCUUCUCAAGACGAGGCAGUAGCAGUGGAGGAGGAGGAGGAGGUGGCAGCAGCGGAGGAGGAGGUGCUCCGGAGGGGGUGCGUCCACGCAUGAGCGUGGAGGAGCAGAUGGAGCGCAUCAGGAGGCACCAGCAGGCCACGCUGAGGAGGCGCGAGAGCGCGGGGGCCUACGACACCUCCCUGUCCAGGAGCUCCUCCUUCAAUAGAGACCAGAUCGUCACCAACCCCUACUACACGCUACAGAGCACCAAGCGCGGCUCCGAGGCUGUUUCCCCAGACAGGCAGAGGCUGGAGGCCUCACUGCAGGCCCUGGAACAGGAGAUGCUGGAGAGGGCGUCUGCCAUGCAGAUCCCCCUACCAGGCAGAGACGCCCAGACCAAACCCCCAACACAGGAGGAGGUACAACCAUCAGAGCAGUCCCCAGCUGAAGAGGAGGAACAGGGGGAAGAGGAGAGCAAGGAAGAGGAGGAGGUGCAUGAGGAGGUGGUGGAGGUGGUGGAGCAAACAGAGGACAGCGAGGAGGCCACAGAAGAGGAGAAGCAGGAGGCUCAGGGGAAAGAAGAGGAGUCUGAAGACAGCUGGAAGACGGAUGAGGAGAUCAUGAUGUUAGCCUCUCAGAACAGCCUGCAGACCGCUGUGCUGGUCAGGGUGGGAACUGAGGAAGACGAGGAGGCAGAGUAUAACGAAGAUGAGGAAGAGGAGGAAGAAGAAGAACAGACGACGGAUGAGGUGGAGGAAGAGGUGGAGGUGGAAGAGGUGGUGGUUGAGGAGGUGGAGAAACGGGGCGGAGAAGAGACGAUGAAGAACAGCAACGAAGUACAACCGGAGACAGAGCCGGAGUCAGAGCCGGAGUCAUCGCCGAAGAUUGAGAAGCCAGCUCUGCAGCACGACAUGGAGACAGUAGAGCAGCAGCAGCAGCAGCAGCAGCAGCAGCAGGACACCAUUAUAAACUGCUCCUACGAGCUGCCUGACGAAACGAGCAAACACAGCCAAGUGGUGGAAGUGAACAACCUCUCCACUCCGCCACAGUCCCCAGGCACCACUCCAACACCGUCCUCCCCGCCGCCCCCGCAAGUCACUGACGGCUCCCACUUCAUGUGUGUCUAGUGCCAGCCACAGCUGAAAUGCAGAACUCUGUGGAGGGCCAAACAUGAGAAGAACAGCGAGAGAGACACAGCAAGAGGAAACACAAGCUGGACUCAAGAUGGCCGCACAGAGCACCAGACCAUCGUCUCCAAUAUGCCACGCACUCAAAUCUCACACUCCACCAUCCACCGCUGCUGCUGCACACUUGCAGCCGACUGUCCUAACCGGACAUCAUAUCGAUUGAUUGACAUGUGUCAACCAUCACGCAGGACAAUGACAGACACUUGACACUCCUUCUCCUGCCCUACGUCCUACUACAUUAACAGUGUUGCCAAUCUGAUCGUCCUCAUCACCGUUUACUAUUAUUAUUAUUAUUAUUAUUAUUAUUAUUAUUAUUAUUAUUAUUAUUAUUAGAAGAGUUUCAUUGUGUAUUUGGGAUGGGUAUACAUGUGCGUGUGAGUGCCUGUGUGCAUACGUGCGUGAAGAUGAGCAUGUGGAGCCUGUGGGCUAAUAAGUGACAUGGUGUGGAUGAGAACUGGGUGCAGCUGUGUACAGGAACACCAGGGGCCUAUACUACAAAGCUGGCCCAGGAGUAAAGUUCAGGAGUCCUCGUUUUCUUGACAAAAUGAGGACUCCAGGCUCUUCUAUUAGGUGAUUUACCUCUUAACUUAACCUGGUUUACUCCUGAACCAGCUUUGUAGUGUAGGCUCCUGUAGUCCCUCUCUAUGCCUGUAGUGCACUCUAUGGGAGGCCUCACAAAAGGUGAUGGAAGAUCAUCUGAAAAGAGUCUCAUUCUUCCAGGUCAUGUUAUCCAAAGACUUAAGUUGCAAACUACUGGACUUUCGAGCUCUAAUAAUGUGUCCAGUUGCUCACCGUACAACUGAACUCUUUUGACAAUGUGUGAGGGGUGUGUCCGAAUCUGUAGUGCUUACUUGUUAUCUACUGUGUGUGCACUGUUUAGUGUGUGUAAUGGCCACUAUGUAUGUAGGGAGUGGAACAUCGCACUGCAUCGCACGCACCGCCUACACAGAGCACUUUGAAGUCAGCAAAUACUGUAUAUGUCAGAUAUGGAUGGAGUGUUGACCCUUGGUCUUGUAUUUUACUGAAACACGUGUUCAAGGGCAUGUGUUUGAUGAGUGGAGGUGCAAAACGCACACCAGAAACAGAGGUGCUGGCAACCAGAAAAUACAAUUGCAGGAGGAGAGAAGUGCCGCACACUCUCAAGUUAAAUAAACAGUU
Engraulis encrasicolus (European anchovy) is the source of this 6584-nucleotide messenger RNA. It is a transcript of the gene plekha5, whose product is annotated as pleckstrin homology domain containing, family A member 5. Gene Ontology annotation, cellular component: cytosol. The coding region runs from base 456 to 5366 and encodes 1636 amino acids. Gene Ontology annotation, molecular function: phosphatidylinositol-5-phosphate binding; phosphatidylinositol-4-phosphate binding; phosphatidylinositol-3-phosphate binding. The transcript is spliced from 29 exons. Lineage: Eukaryota; Metazoa; Chordata; Actinopteri; Clupeiformes; Engraulidae. The record is from RefSeq and is a predicted model, not a curated record.